Phytophthora sojae is the source of this 1548-nucleotide messenger RNA. RefSeq lists its product as hypothetical. NCBI's taxonomy places the organism in Eukaryota, Oomycota, Peronosporomycetes, Peronosporales, Peronosporaceae. Bases 1 to 1548 code for a protein of 515 amino acids. The record is from RefSeq and is a predicted model, not a curated record. The transcript has 3 exons.
AUGUCCACCUACGUCGUGCAGGGCCUGGCCUACUUCGUCACGCACCCGCGGCUGUGGCUCACGACGCUGUGCCCGCUGCUGCUGACGCUCGUGGUGGCCAUCACAUCCGUCGUGGUGCUUUUCUCCGUCGCGCUGGUGCCGCAGGCUGAGGGUCUGGAGGACGCGGGCGUGACCUCGUGGCUCUCGUGGCUGCUGGCCGUCAUGCUGGUGCUCGUGGAGAUCUUCCUGGUCACGCUCAUCUACAACCUCGUCAUCAUGGGCUGCUACCAGGACAAGAUCUUCGAGCAGGUCAUGGUGGCGCGCGGCUUCAAGGACAUGGUGGAGGACGAGGAGCGCCACGCCAGCUGCGCGCGCGCCUGCCGCUCCUGCUGCCGCGUGAGCCUCUGGCUGCGUCUCGUGCUGCUCAUCGUGACGCUGCCGCUCAACCUGAUCCCGAUCAUCGGCUCCAUCAUCUACGCGUGGCUCAACGGCACCAUCCUGGCCUGGGAGUACCAUUUGCUCUACUUCGAGUUCAAGAACUUCUCGUACGGCCAGCAGAAGACCUUCAUCAACGAGCACAAAGUGCAGUACAGCUCCUUUGGCAUGCAGGCGCUCCUCAUGGAGAUGAUCCCCGGCGUCGGCUCGCUCUUCGUCUUCACCAACACGGUGGGGGCCGCGCUGCUCGCUGCGCACUUGGAGGAGGAGGAACGCGAGCGUGGGGCGCUGCAGGGAGGACUCAACAACAACAACAACGCCAACGCGUACAGCAACGGCUACGCGCCGUCCGGAGGCAUCGUUUCGCCGAGUCUCAGCUCAAGCAUGUGGACGUACGUGGCUCAGGGUCUGGCCUACUUCUUGGCGCACCCUGCACUAUGGCGAAUGACCAUUUGCCCCGUGCUCCUGACGGUGGUCGUGGGCAUGACGACGGUCAUUGUGCUGCUGGGAGCCGCCAUGUACCCGCAGGAGCAAGCGCUCUACGACGCUGGAGUGCCCGAGGGACUCGCGUGGGUGAUGGCUAUCAUGCUGUGCCUCGUGGAGAGCUUCGUGAUCGUCAUGGUCUACAGCGUGAUCUGCCUGGCCUGCUACCAAGACAAGGUGUUCGAGUUCGUCAUGCGCCAGCAAGGCCACGAGGAGCUCGUGAGCAACAAGCGCAGGCACGCGUCGUGCCUCCGCAUCUGCACCAGUUGCUGUCGCGUGAGUGUGCUGCUGCGCCUCGGGCUGCUGGUGGUCUCCGUGCCGCUAAACGUCGUGCCCGUGGUGGGCAACGCCACGUACGCGUGGCUCAACGGGCAGCUCGUGGCGUGGGAGUAUCACUUCUUCUACUUCGAGCUCAAGAACUACUCGUUCGAGCAGCAGCAAGCGCUCAUCAACGAGCGCAGCAUGCAGUACACGCUUUUCGGCAUGCAGGCGUUGCUGCUGGAGAUGGUGCCGGGUAUCGGAGCUGUCUUCAUGUUCACCAACACAGUGGGCGCAGCGCUCUUCGCCUCCAGCAUCGAGAGGGAGGAGGCUGCCAAGCAUCCGCAAGUGCCGCAUCAAGAAGAGACCGAGUCGUAUCGCUCGCUUGUGUAG